ACGGAACCAGCGACAGAUUCCGCGGGAAACAGCCACUGGACAGUGAUCCCCAGUGAUCCCACAGCCACUGGACAGUGAUCCCACAGCCACUGGACAGUGAUCCCACAGCCACUGGACAGUGAUCCCCAGUGAUCCCACAGCCGCUGGACAGUGAUCCCACAGCCGCUGGACAGUGAUCCCACAGCCACUGGACAGUGAUCCCACAGCGGGGCAGCAGUAUUCAAGAUGUCAUCUCCAACCUCUACACCCAGUCGUAAAGGAAGCAAACGUGGAAGAGGCAGCAACCCUCCAACUCCUCGCAGUGAUGAAGUACAGUCCCCACCUUCCCAAAGGAGGCGGACAGAUGAUACAACUUCCACUGGGGAUCUACAGCCAUUACCAACCUCCCCAGCGGCUGACGUUCGGAGUCCCAAUGUGCAGGACUCGUCCCUCUUUUCGAGUCCAGCACGGUCUCGUCAUUCAGCUGCCAGUGAAUUUGACGUGAGCUCUCCUUUGACUUACGGGACUCCCAGCUCCAGGGUGGAAGGCACCCCCCGCAGUGGUGUGCGUGGCACACCUAUACGUCAACGCCCUGACCUUGGCUCUGCACGCAAGGCCCGUCAGGUUGACUUGCAGGCAGAGCAGCCUGUGGUGGAUGAGAUUGUGACCAGUGAACAGUCCCUUGGACAAAAGCUUGUCAUCUGGGGAACAGAUGUCAACGUUGCUGCGUGUAAAGAAAAGUUUCAGAGGUUCCUUCAGCGUUUCGCUGACCCGACAGCUAAAGAAGAGGAGCAUUCAGGCAUGGACCUCAGUGAACCACUUUAUAUGCAACGACUUGAAGAGAUGAAUUUAGUGGGCGAACCAUUCCUAAAUGUGAAUGCUUCUCAUUUAAAAGCUUUUGACACCGAACUGUACAGACAGCUGAUCUGCUAUCCACAGGAAGUGAUUCCUACUUUUGAUAUGGCUGUUAAUGAGCUCUUCUUCGAUCGAUUCCCCGAUUCAAUCCUGGAGCAUCAGAUCCAAGUUCGGCCCUACAAUGCUUUGAAGACCAAGAAUAUGAGAAGUCUGAAUCCAGAAGAUAUUGACCAGUUGAUCACGAUCAGUGGUAUGGUGAUCAGGUCCUCACAGCUGAUUCCUGAAAUGCAGGAGGCGUUUUUUCGCUGUCAGGUGUGUGCUUUCUGUACAAGAGUGGAGAUCGACCGAGGCCGGAUUGCUGAACCAUCAGUGUGUAAGAACUGCAACACCACACACAGCAUGGCACUGAUCCACAAUCGCUCCAUGUUUUCGGACAAACAGAUGGUUAAGUUACAGGAGUCUCCUGAUGACAUGCCUGCGGGGCAGACACCGCACACGGUCGUGUUGUUUGCUCACAAUGACCUGGUGGAUAAAGUCCAGCCCGGCGACCGGGUGAAUGUUACAGGUAUUUAUAGAGCUGUUCCUAUCCGAGUGAAUCCGAGAGUGAGCAACGUGAAAUCUGUGUACAAGACCCACAUCGACGUUAUUCACUUCCUCAAAACUGAUGAGAAACGCCUCCACAGGAUCGAUGACGAAAAGGACCAGAAACUGUUCACGGAGGAGCGAGUGGAAGUGCUAAAGGAUCUCUCUAAGAAGCCCGAUAUCUAUGAAAGGCUUUCCAGUGCUCUGGCUCCGAGCAUUUAUGAGCAUGAAGAUAUCAAAAAGGGUAUCUUACUGCAAUUGUUUGGCGGCACACGCAAAGAUUUCAGUCACACUGGCCGUGGUAAUUUCCGAGCGGAGGUCAACAUCCUGCUCUGCGGUGAUCCAGGAACCAGCAAGUCCCAAUUGCUCCAGUAUGUGCAUAACCUGGUGCCCAGAGGUCAGUACACCUCAGGCAAAGGAUCCAGUGCCGUGGGUCUCACCGCUUAUGUGACAAAGGACCCAGAAACCAGGCAGCUGGUCUUGCAGACCGGGGCGCUGGUCCUCAGCGAUAACGGCAUCUGUUGCAUUGAUGAGUUUGACAAAAUGAACGAAAGCACGCGAUCGGUGCUGCAUGAAGUCAUGGAGCAGCAGACGCUCUCCAUUGCCAAGGCUGGAAUAAUUUGCCAACUCAAUGCUCGCACAUCUAUCCUGGCAGCUGCAAACCCAGUUGAGUCCCAGUGGAAUCCAAAAAAGACAACUAUAGAGAACAUCCAGCUUCCACAUACACUGCUAUCCAGGUUCGACUUGAUCUUCCUCAUGCUGGACCCCCAAGAUGAAGCGUAUGACCGUCGGCUUGCCCACCACUUGGUUUCACUCUAUUACCAGAGUGAAGAGCAGGUGGAGGAAGAAUACAUGGAUAUGGCAGUGUAAGACUACCUUGCAUAUGCCCGUAUAUAUGUCCACCCCAGACUGAGUGAAGAAGCCAGCCAGUCGCUUAUUGAGGCUUAUGUGGACAUGAGAAAAAUUGGUAGUGGUCGGGGGAUGGUGUCUGCGUACCCCCGGCAGCUAGAAUCACUAAUUCGGCUGGCGGAGGCUCAUGCCAAAGUGCGCUUUUCUGAAAAGGUGGAGAAUAUAGAUGUGGAAGAGGCCAAACGCCUUCACCGUGAAGCUCUGAAACAGUCUGCUACUGAUCCAAGGACUGGAAUUGUGGACAUUUCUAUCCUCACCACAGGAAUGAGUGCCACUGCUCGUAAACGUAAGGAGGAGUUGGCUCAAUCCUUGAAGAAGCUCAUUCAGUCUAAGGGCAAAACUCCAACAAUGAAAUACCAGCUGCUCUUUGAUGAUCUGCGGUCACAGUCUGAUGCUGCUAUUACCAAGGACCUGUUUGAAGAGGCACUCCGAGCCCUAGCAGAUGAAGACUUCCUAACUAUUACUGGAAAAACCAUUCGACUGCUUUAAAAAGAAAGAACUUAUAACUAAUCCUAAGUAGUAAUGUUUACUGCUGAUCUUUUUACUGAAACUGUAGCUGUGUUAAUUGUUUAGCUUGAUUUAUCAUGUUACUAUUUUAACAUUUAAAAAAAACCUUUUAUGGCUUUUGUAAUGCUGAGUUUAGGAGAAUGUCAUACGGGGGAAGGGGCAAAAAUAAUCAGCUAGCAUCAUGAACGGAAUUGGAAAUAACAAAUUAGAAUAUUUACAUAUGUCGUUUAAUAAGUAGCUGCCAUUUUGAGGGACCUAAGAAUGCAAAGUGGGGUUAAUUUUGGGGCGAUAGAGUUGGUGAAAUGGUGUAAAAUGCUCAAUUUGUUCCAUCAAUAAAUAAAACUGUUUUUUGCAUUUAA
Messenger RNA from Callorhinchus milii (elephant shark), 3191 nucleotides. It is a transcript of the gene mcm4, whose product is annotated as minichromosome maintenance complex component 4. Gene Ontology annotation, biological process: DNA strand elongation involved in DNA replication; double-strand break repair via break-induced replication; DNA replication. The record is from RefSeq and is a predicted model, not a curated record. Lineage: Eukaryota; Metazoa; Chordata; Chondrichthyes; Chimaeriformes; Callorhinchidae. Gene Ontology annotation, molecular function: ATP hydrolysis activity; single-stranded DNA binding; single-stranded DNA helicase activity. Gene Ontology annotation, cellular component: nucleus; MCM complex.